This is a messenger RNA of Salvelinus namaycush (lake trout), 762 nucleotides long. Its product is annotated as ras-related protein Rab-26-like. Lineage: Eukaryota; Metazoa; Chordata; Actinopteri; Salmoniformes; Salmonidae. Gene Ontology annotation, molecular function: GTP binding; GTPase activity. The record is from RefSeq and is a predicted model, not a curated record. The transcript is spliced from 9 exons. Gene Ontology annotation, cellular component: Golgi apparatus; endosome. The coding region runs from base 1 to 762 and encodes 253 amino acids.
AUGUCCAGGAAAAAGACAGUGAAAGGCAAGGGGACCUCCAAAAGCCCGACUGCAUCCCCGAACAAGAGCAAAGACAGCGGGAAAAGUGGUAAAGGGAUCGGAGCCGGGGCUCCAUCCAACGGAUUGGUCUAUCCGAGCCGCCCCUCACUCAGCAACAGUAGGGAGUUUUAUGAUAUCACUUUUAAGGUGAUGCUGGUGGGAGACUCAGGUGUAGGGAAGACUUGCCUGCUGGUUCGCUUUAAGGAUGGAGCUUUCCUGGCCGGUAGCUUUAUUUCUACUGUGGGCAUUGACUUCAGGAAUAAAGUGUUGAACAUUGACGCGCUGAAGGUCAAGCUGCAGAUCUGGGACACUGCUGGGCAAGAAAGGUUCCGCAGCGUCACACACGCCUACUACCGUGACGCUCAUGCUCUCCUCUUGCUCUACGACGUCACUAACAAGGCCUCCUUUGACAACAUCAAGGCAUGGCUGACAGAGAUCCAUGAGUAUGCUCAGCAGGACGUGGUGCUAAUGCUGCUGGGCAACAAGGCUGAUGUGGCACACGAGAGAGUGGUGAAGAGAGAGGAGGGAGAGAAACUGGCCAAGGUGUUUGGGGUGCCCUUCAUGGAGACCAGUGCUAAGUCUGGCCUGAAUGUGGAGCUGGCAUUCACUGCUGUGGCCAAAGAGCUGAAGCACAGGUCGAUGAAGGAGCCUGACGAUCCAAAGUUUCAGCUUCAGGAUUAUGUCAACAAGGAGAUGAAAAGUGCUGGCUGCUGCCACUCAUAA